GGGGCCGUAGCUGCAGCCGGAGCCUCAGCCCCAAGUCCGGGUGUGAGGACCUGACCAGACCCGCUCGGACCUGCAGCGCCCGGCUCCGCCACCCCGCUGCGCCCUCCGCUGCCCGCUGCCGAGUCGGCCGUCCCGCUGAGCUUUUGGGGAGCAAACUGCUCUCCCGCACCCGGAGUCCCAGAUGGCUUCAGUGACCGAUAGUAAAGCCGGGGUCAAAGAUGCCUCCGACCAGAAUUUUGACUACAUGUUUAAACUGCUCAUCAUCGGCAACAGCAGCGUUGGCAAAACCUCCUUCCUCUUCCGCUAUGCUGAUGACACCUUCACCCCAGCCUUCGUCAGCACUGUGGGCAUCGACUUCAAGGUGAAGACAGUCUACCGCAAUGAGAAGCGAGUGAAGCUGCAGAUCUGGGACACAGCGGGGCAGGAGCGGUACCGGACCAUUACCACAGCCUAUUACCGUGGGGCCAUGGGCUUCAUUCUGAUGUAUGAUAUCACCAAUGAGGAGUCUUUCAAUGCUGUGCAAGAUUGGGCUACUCAGAUCAAGACCUACUCCUGGGACAAUGCACAGGUUAUCCUGGUGGGAAACAAGUGUGACAUGGAGGAAGAAAGGGUUGUUCCUGCUGAAAAGGGCCGGCUCCUCGCAGAGCAACUUGGGUUUGACUUCUUUGAAGCCAGCGCCAAGGAGAAUAUCAGUGUGAGGCAGGCCUUCGAGCGCCUGGUGGAUGCCAUUUGCGACAAGAUGUCUGAUUCGCUGGACACGGACCCCUCCGUGCUGGGUGCCUCCAAGAACACCCGUCUCUCGGACACCCCGCCGCUGCUGCAGCAGAACUGCUCAUGCUAGGCAAGGCCCACCCUCCUGACCUCCCCUCAUUGUGGCCCCGCACUCUCUCUGCUUCCCCUGUUACACUCUGUCCACCCCAGCCCCGAGCCAGCUGCGUUGCUGCUGUUCUUUGCCUGCCUUGGAGGUGGAAGCGUGCCCGAGGGGUUCUCUGCAGAUGGCCCCACUCACAGACACUCAGCACUAGACUAACAGCCAGGUUGCAAUGUGGGUGCAGAUUUACAGAAGGAGACUCCAUUUUGCAAAGGGGAUUCACUACAGGGACUUGGAAAGCAAACCUCUUUUCUGCCUUUAGAAUAAGAUAUCCUCCAUUUACCAAAACUUGACACACACACACACACACUUGCCAGGGCCUGGCCGACUGUGUAAAGUGAGGCCCACCUGCAGCUAAUCCUAUUAAAGAAAACCUCCCCAUACACGACAUGCUUGUUUCAUAUCGGGCUCCCCUGUGGAGCUUCCUCACACUGCAAGUCAAGCUUCGCUCUGCAAGCCCUAAGUCUGUUACCACGGAUGCCCACAGGGCCUGGGCAGUUGCUGUGGUGACAGGCCAGACCUAAUCUCCAGAGAGCUCUGUAAUGAUGCUGAAGGAGCAAAGGCUGAGUCAGAAACACACUUAAAAGAAAAAGCUUAUUCCCUGAAAAAUGUCAAAGGUUCCUGCUAUAUGAAAGAGCAAGCCAAGAAAGAAAAAAGAGAAACACGGGCAAGAUAAAGAAGCAGGUCAUGAAUUUCUGAUUUUGCUGCUUUCCAGCUGGUUCAAAACUGUGGGAACUCUUUGAAAUUGGUCAUUGGUUCUUAAACCCCCAGAAUCUGAAAAAUUUAGAGUUGGUAAGAUCCCAAAUUUGACCUAGCCUGACUAGUUAAUUCCCAUCCCUAUCUCUGACAAGUGGCUGUCAGGCCUCACAACCAGAUCUCUUCCCCUAAAGCACACGUUCCUUGUAGGGACGGGAGCUCAUUGUUCACACUAUCUCUGGGCAGCUCUUAUAAUCAGAAGUUUUAAGCUUAAAUCUAACUCCUAGGAAUUCUUCUUCCUUUUGUCACUCAGUUUGUACUAGCUCUGCUGUCAGAGAUCUCACAAAGUCUGAUUCCUCGGUCCCAUGACACCCUGAGGUGACUUGAGAACAGAAGUCAUGACCCCUGGGAUCUGCCCUUUCUCUACAUCAAAUAGUUCUACUUCCUUCUGCCAGUGUCCAUAGGAUCUUCUCCCCAUCCUGCCCUUUCUUCCAACCCAUCUUUCAAUGACUCCUGAGUAGUCCAACUGGGAAAUGUCGUUCAAAGCAGAAUAAAUUUAAGGGGGGGAAGGAAUGACCCUGAAACAAAUUGAGAAAAGUAAAAGCAGAUGUUUGAAUCCCAACCUCAUAUAUUCUCCUCGGAGUGAAACUUUAGUGUUUACCAAAAAUCGGAUGUGAAACCACUCCUGGAGGUAGCUGCUUAAUUAAAUACCUGAAGAAAAGAAAAAAUACGUGAAACCCUCUGACUCUAGAAACAAACUGAAUGGGUUAAUUCAUGAUACUAGCUUGUUUGUAGACACUGCACAUGUUUGGUUUUUAGCUGAAACAAUGACAUGGAACUAAGUGAUGAUUUCUGAAAAUCUUUUCUCCCAACCCUGGCCUGAACCCGGUUUCCCCCUGCUCUAACAUGCCGCCUCAAAAGUCAGUGGGGGUGAGGGAGGGAGUUUCUUCCAAGUUUUCUCUCCAUUUCAGAUGCAGCUCAUUGUCCUAGGAAAGUGCAUUAACUAGCAACAGGUCCAAGGACUACAUUUAAGGGCCCUCCAGAGUCGGCCCUAUGGAAAAGUUGGUUUUUCUGACACAGUGCCGAGGACGGAACUUUGGUCUUGGAAUCAGGAGACCUGGAUUCUGCCCUUAAAUCAAGUGUGACGCCAGACCAGAGAUACUCCUCUUCUCUGAGUCUUGAUUUCCCACCUACAAAAUGAGGGGGAUUAUUUGGAUAAUCUUUAACAUAGCUUCUGGCACUAAUAACUCUGUGACUCUUUUUCACCUUCAUCAUUUCAGUUGAUUUGCAACAUAAACCCAAGGAAUGAAGAUCAUCACCCCAAUGUCAUUGUAGCUAACCCUGAUGUCAUUGUUCCCAGCACUUUACGUGUAUUAACUCAUUUUGCUUCCCAACACUUUUGUGAGGGAGGAACUAUAACCAACCUCUUUUAAACAUGAGGAAAUUAAGGUAUAAAGAGAUUCUCUAGCUUGCCUAAAGUCAUCGAAUGAGUAAAUGAUAGAAAAUGAGUUCAAACCCAGGUAGUAGGCUCCAAGGUUUAUGCUCUUCGCCACACUCUAUACCGCAUUUCUUAUAAACUAUGAUCCAAAGAAGUUAAGGGAUUGGUCAAGAUCACACAGCUAGUAAAUGUUAGAUCUAUAUGAGGAUUCGAUUCCAAGGCCAUCAGAUUUCAAGCCUACUGGAGAAAAGAUAUGUCUCUAAUCUGUUAACAAACUUAUUCACACUACUCCGAACACUCUGCAAAGCAGAAUCAGUCUCUUAAGCAACCAGAUCCCCUGGGCCUGAGGAAAAGAUGCCUAGUGCUUCUUUAGCCCAAGCACUGGCUUUCCCUGUACCUGCCUCUGUCAGGCAAUUCUUUAUUUUUAGUUUGUAUUGAUUUUACAGAGAGAAAGGAAGAGAGAGAGAGAGAGAGAGAGAGAGAGAGAGAGAGAGAGAG
This is a messenger RNA of Myotis myotis, 3503 nucleotides long. RefSeq names its product RAB3B, member RAS oncogene family (gene RAB3B). Lineage: Eukaryota; Metazoa; Chordata; Mammalia; Chiroptera; Vespertilionidae. Gene Ontology annotation, cellular component: synaptic vesicle; plasma membrane; endosome. Bases 182 to 841 code for a protein of 219 amino acids. The record is from RefSeq and is a predicted model, not a curated record. The transcript is spliced from 5 exons. Gene Ontology annotation, biological process: protein localization to plasma membrane; protein secretion; regulation of exocytosis. Gene Ontology annotation, molecular function: GTPase activity; GTP binding.